Rhopalosiphum maidis (corn leaf aphid) is the source of this 968-nucleotide messenger RNA. RefSeq names its product putative RNA polymerase II subunit B1 CTD phosphatase RPAP2 homolog. The transcript has 6 exons. The coding region runs from base 235 to 846 and encodes 203 amino acids. NCBI's taxonomy places the organism in Eukaryota, Metazoa, Arthropoda, Insecta, Hemiptera, Aphididae. The record is from RefSeq and is a predicted model, not a curated record. Gene Ontology annotation, molecular function: RNA polymerase core enzyme binding; RNA polymerase II CTD heptapeptide repeat phosphatase activity. Gene Ontology annotation, cellular component: cytoplasm; nucleus.
UAUACUUUUGAUAACGGUUGUACAACUGUGUUUUUUAUAUUAAACCUUCUCAAAUAUAUCUGUAUAUAAUAUAUACUAUAUUUCUGAGUAUAGUGUAUAUUAUUCAUAUAAGCAUCGAAUGUUCAAAAACAUUAGUAAGCAUAGAAGUGAAGAAUACAAAAUAAAAUAAUUUGUGUUGAUAACGGACUGUUUGUAAGUGGUGAUAACGCGCUGUAUCGCUACACCUUUUUCAAUAUGGAUAAAUUCAAAAAACCAAAUAUUACAAAUUCAAAAAAGAAAAGGGUGCAGUCAUCAAAAAAAUUACUUGAAACUUUAAAAAUAAAAAAGGAAUGCGAGAAAAAAGCAUUGGAUAUUGUAGUUGAACUAAUCGAUGGUGGAUUGGAAGAACAUAUCUUGUUAAAUAAGUUGUAUUCAAUUAAUGCUUGUCACUAUGAAGAUGUAGUAGAGGAAAGAUUUAUUUUAAAACAAUGUGGAUAUGUUAUGUGUGAUAAAACGUUGACGAACAUACCAAAUCAAAAGUAUAAAAUAUCAUUAGCCCUUACAAAGGUGUUUGACAUCACAGAAAGGAAGAAGUUUUGCUCCAAUAUAUGCUAUAAAAGUUCAAAAUAUUUGCAAAAACAACUAUUAACUACACCACUGUGGCUACGUGAUAAAGAUACAGUACCAACAUUUAAAUUGUUGAAAAUAUGUACGGAAAAGGAAACUACAUCAGACUCAAUACUUGAUGGGUACACACAAUUAUCAACACCAACAACUACUGUUUCUUCACCAAUUUUCACAAAUGAUACCAAGACUGAAAUUGAAGAACAAUUUAAAAAUGUAUUAACGUUGAAAACGAAUAAUUGAAAAUAAAUUAAUAGAGAGAAUAUCAAGAAGAUACUACCUAUCAGAAAUUUAUAAUUAAAAAAUAUUAAAAUAAUAAUUUUUUAUAAUCUAUAUUUUUUGAACAUACAUUGUAAAAUUAUUAA